AUGAAGUGGAUUGGGAGUCUGUGCUUUGUGACUUGGGCGCUCACAAUCACCUUGGCAGCAGAUACAUUCAAGGAGCGAGCAUUGCAACUAAUGUCUGUGACUCCACUAAUAGAUGGACACAAUGACCUGCCCUGGCAGAUGAGGAAACAAUUCAACAAUCGGCUUAAUUCGGUGAACCUGCACACACUCAACUCCACACACACCAACAUCCCUAAAAUCAAGGAGGGACGCCUGGCAGCACAGUUCUGGGCUGCCUAUGUUCCAUGUGAUACACAGUAUAAAGAUGCAGUUAGACAAACUCUGGAGCAGAUAGAUAUUGUCCACAGAAUGUGCAAGAAAUACCCAGAUGACUUCAUGUUUGCUGUUAGCAGUAAAGAUAUUGAGGAUGCUUUUGCCCAGAAGAAGACGGCCAGUCUGAUUGGGGUGGAAGGUGGACAUUCCAUAGAUAGCAGUAUGGGUACUCUGCGUACCAUGUACCAACUUGGCACCCGCUAUCUCACCCUCACUCACAGCUGCAACACACCUUGGGCUGACAACUGGCUCGUGGACACAGAUGCUGAAACACCAGAGCACAAUGGCCUAUCUGAUUUUGGCAAGAAAUUGAUCUGGGAGAUGAACCGCCUGGGCAUGCUGAUAGACCUGGCACAUGUGUCUGAAAACGUGAUGCGUCAGGUCCUGGAUCAUUCCAAAGCCCCUGUCAUCUUCAGUCAUUCCUCCGCUUAUACUGUGUGCAAUCAUAAAAGGAAUGUCCCUGAUGAUGUGCUCAAGAUUGUGCAAGAGAAAAAAGGAAUUGUCAUGGUGAACUUCUAUAAUGAUUAUGUUACCUGCAGUCAGACAGCUAGACUCAGUGAUGUGGCAGAUCACUUCGACCAUAUCAAGAAAGUAGCUGGCUCCAGUAUCAUUGGUUUCGGGGGAGAUUACGAUGGUGUGGCUAGAGUGCCAGAGGGUCUUGAGGACGUGUCCAAGUAUCCUGAUUUGGUGGCAGAGCUUCUGAGACGAAACUGGUCAGAUGUGGAGAUCAAACAGGCAUUGGGGGAGAACCUUUUGAGGGUGUUCAAAGAAGUGGAGAAGGUACGUGAUGGAUUAGCCAAUGAAGCACCAAAUGAUGAACCAAUUCCUCUGGAGCAAGUAGAAAACCCAUGUAGAACCAAUUAUGGCUACCCAGACUCAGAGAACUCUGGAGGCAUUUUGUCUUACAGCUCGAUGGUUCUAGCUUUUACUUUGAUCUUGGCUUCAUUUCUCAGUUAG
Molecule: messenger RNA, 1248 nt
Organism: Chanos chanos (milkfish)
Lineage: Eukaryota; Metazoa; Chordata; Actinopteri; Gonorynchiformes; Chanidae
Gene: dpep1
Product: dipeptidase 1
Exons: 10
Coding region: 1-1248 (415 amino acids)
Biological process (GO): proteolysis
Molecular function (GO): metallodipeptidase activity
Source: RefSeq, a predicted model, not a curated record